Pogona vitticeps (central bearded dragon) is the source of this 5585-nucleotide messenger RNA. The record is from RefSeq and is a predicted model, not a curated record. NCBI's taxonomy places the organism in Eukaryota, Metazoa, Chordata, Lepidosauria, Squamata, Agamidae.
AAUGGAUGCUUUCUGACUUCAUCAAAAACAGCUUUGUGGAAAAACCAGAAUUCUGAGACAGCCUACCCAAUUUGUGACAGCGAGAGUGACAUUGACGAUAAGGCUUCUGAAGGCUCAGAGAAGCUCUUCUCACCUGCCGCAACUAAAGGUCCGGCCUCGAAUGACAAAGCCGAAGCGAAAGCAGGAGGUCUCCUCAAGGUGUCUGGGCUGGAGCGCAGCCAGGAACUGAACACUGACGUGCCCUUUGUGCUGCCACUCCACAGCCCCCCGCCGACCACGACCGUCGUGACUUCCAGCUCCUCCGCGCCCACGUCAAGCGCUCGGGCGAGCCCGCUGUUGAAAAAAGAGCCAUUGAUCUCAGCACCAGCACCGCCGAGGCUCACCCCUCGGCCCCAGUCGCAGCCCCAGCCUCGGCCCCAGUCGCAGCCCCAGCUGCUCCCUGAGCUUCGGACGCAGCCUCCGAGCCACCUGCCCUUGCCGCUUGGUUACCAGGUGCAUCACCAGGUGGCCCACAACGGACUCAAUACGAUCAGCAGAAGCAGCAGCGCCAGCAGCGCGACAAGCAUCAGCCUCCCCAAACACCUCCCCCUCUCACCCCAGAUCCCUCCCCACCAUUCUUCUGGCCCUGCUUUACCCCUCUCCAUCUCGAACCUCGCUGCCUCGCAUUUCCCUCUCCGAUCGCAGUCCCAACACCAGCACCAUCCGGCCAUGUUUGCCACCCCUCCUACGCUCCCACCUCCUCCAGCGUUGCCCACCAACAGCCUUGUGAUCCCAGGUCACCCUGCAGAUCACGAGGUGCUCAGGCAAGAGCUGGACAACCGGUUUUUGGUUCAGAGUUCGGACCGGGCGGCCGCCUCUCUCGGCCCGGUGCCGCUGCUCAGGGCGGAGUUCCACCAGCACCAACACACCCACCAGCACCAACACACCCACCAGCACACAUUCACACCUUUUCCAUCCGGCCUGCCCCAGAUGCCGCCCUCCGCACCUCCCCUGGUGCGUACCCCCUCUCAAAAUUUCGACAAGUACGCUCCCAAACUGGAUAACCCUUAUUUUCGACAUUCCAAUUUCUUUCCAAGCUACCCUCCAGCAAUGCCUGGAAUGCCGCCCAUGCUUCCACACUCAGGUCCCUUCGGGUCACUACAGGGAGCAUUUCAGCCGAAGACUUCGAAUCCAAUUGAUGUUGCCAGUCGGCCCGGUGCAGUACACCACACUCUUCUUCAGAAGACCCCGGGGGUAUCUGAUCCUUAUCGGGCUCCAGUACGAAAACCUGGCAAAUGGUGUGCUGUCCACGUUCAGAUUGCAUGGCAGAUCUACCACCACCAGCAGAAGAUAAAGUACCUCCUGUGGAAUAUGGAGUGUUAUCCUGUUCAGAGUGAAAUGAGCGGUACGGUGAAGGACAUUUUACAAAACAUAGAGCAGCAAAUGCAGCUGGAUCCCCACAAGCUAGAAAUUGGGAAGCUUGAUCUGUUCAGCCGACCUCCUGCCCCUGGGGUGUUUCCAGGGUUCCAUUACCCUCAAGAUCUUGCCCGGCCUCUCUUUUCUACGACAGGUUCUGCCCACCCGCCUACCACUCCCUUUGGACCCUCACCACAUCACAGCAGCUUCCUGCCUACGAGCCACUUGGCAGAUCCAUUUAGCAGGUCAAGCACCUUCAGCGGCCUUGGGAACUUAGGCAGCAAUGCCUUUGGAGGAUUAGGCAGUCAUACUCUGAGUCACAAUAGCAUUUUUGCUCACAAAGAAGGUCCUAAUGUCCAGAGCUUCAACAACCCCCAUGAGCCAUGGAACAGACUCCACAGGACACCGCCAUCCUUCCCAACACCUCCACAGUGGCCCAAGCCUGGUGAUUCUGAGCGUAGUUCCUCCGUAACAAAUCAUGACCGAGACAGAGAUUCAGAGAAGAGGGAUCUUUCCUCAAGUAAAGAAGACCGCGACAAGGAGAGAGAUCUUCUGGAUAAAAAUAGACAUUCAAAUAGAUCCUCACCAGCUUCAGCUCCAGUGACUCACCAGAUCAGCAACCUCAUUCGCAGCAACAGCCAGACCUCCAAUGAUCCCACCAGGCAAGUUGGCCUCAGUGACAGAGAAAGGUCUAAAGAACCAGAGAGAGAGAUUCCUGACCGGUUGAGGGAUCCUCCUCCAACUGUGGAGCACAAGAUCAAAGAAAGCCGCUCCCCAGUGAAGGAACCACCAAGCCAUGAAAAAAGAUCCUCGGAGGACAACACAAAGCCAGUAAUCCAAUCUGUAUCGCCCUACAGCAAGCCUGCACUGAGCGAGAGUUUAAAACUCAGCAAUCUAAUGAACAAGGACAUUGAAAGAAAGCCAGAGCUUCCAGCCGACCUUCAGAAAAUCAAGAAUGAUAUCAAGGUCAAAGAAGAGCGCAAGGAGGAUGGUGAUGUAUUGGUUGUGAGCUCAGAACCUUCACAGCAUUCCAGAACAGCUGAACACCCACCACCAUCUUCUUUGCAUGGGUUACCAUUGCCCCAUACAAUGGCAGCCACCAUGCCCAUCUCCAUGGGUAGCGUCCAUCAGAUGAACAAUAUGAAUGUUCUAGAUCGUAGCAGAAUGAUGACCCCUCUAAUGGGCAUGAACCCAUUGUCAGGAAGGGAGAGACUUCCCCAUCCUGGCUUUUCCUGGGAUCCAGUGAGGGACCCAUUGCGAGAUGCCUAUCGGAGCUUAGACCUGCAUCGUCGGAUGGACUUCCAGCUCCGAGCAGAUCCCAUCCAUAGGUUCCCCACCACCUCUGGAUUUUAUGAUCACGAGCGUUCUUACCGAGAUAGAGAACCCCAUGACUACAAUCAUGAGAAUCUUCUUGAAGCCAGGCGUGAACAAGAACGGCUCAGGCAAGCAGAGGAAAGGGAGAGGUUGCACUUACGCGAAGAACUUGAGCGUGCCAGGAUGCAUCACUUGCACUCAUCUCCUAUUGAAAGCCACCUGGCACACAUGCCAUCCUUCAUGCCUCAUCUCAGCGGGAUGCAUUAUCCCAGACUCAGCCCCUCUGCUGCCAUGCACAAUGGAAUCUUGAAUAGGAACCCGCCCACCGCCGCUUUGAGUGCCCCGCCCCCUUUGGUACCAGCAAGUAGUACGAGACCUUCCUCCCCACGCCGGACUACUCCACUCACAAGUUCAGAGUCAAGAGACUAUUCUCCUUCUAGGAACCCCAAAGAAGUAGAGGCACGAUAGUCCCUAUCUAACCAACAGGAUGAAUUUUAAAACUCACCUGUAAAUAUAGGAGGGGGAGAACCUUUUAAAAAUGCACUGCUGUAAACUUUUUUAAAACUGUAAAAUUUGUAGAAAUUAAGCACAGUUCCAUAAAUAAUUUGGGAGGGGGAGGGGGGAAAUCAAGGUUAUAAACCUUCCAAACAGAUGGUUGCUGAAAAAUUGAAAUUUAAUAUAUAGGUCUUGAUUAUUUUUCUGUUUUUGUUUUUGCUUCUGUGCUGAGUUAAAAUAUUAUCAAGUUUGUACAUUUUUCCCCAAAUGUGAGAAACAUUUUUAAAGAAUCUGAAUUUUUUUUUAAUUUUGUGCUUUUUAUUCACUUAAAAAGACUUCUGUUUUUAGUUUGAAUUUAACGGCCUCAGAUCCUUAAGUAAAAACAAAACACACCCAGGGUUUCUUAAAGUAUUAUUUAUGGAAAUACUGUAGUUUCGUACAGUCCACUGUGAGGUUCCCAAACUGAGGCUACUCACUUCUCUUGGUACUUUGGAACUGAAGUUACAGAUAUAUAUUAAAAAUAAUAAUAAUAAUAAUAAUGUACAAAACUGUUUGUUUUUUGCCUUAUAUUAUGGAUAAAUGAGAAUUUUUUGACUUGUUUUAAUGACAAAAAAAGAAAACAAUAUGUAAAUAUUCUGUUAAUAUAAAUGUACACCAAUAUUGAAUUCUUAACAUAGGUAGACUUUAUAAAAAAUGGUUUCUAGAACCACUCUCUGGUUAUUUGUUAACAUUAUUCCAAUUCAUCCUUGUCACUGGAUAAAACCCAGCAAAAAAACAAAACAAAACAAAAACAAAACCACCCAAAAAGUUGUGGCAUAUAUAUAUUUCAACUAUGCAAAACAAAUUUUGGAGGCAGGUCCUCGUUGAUGUGGGGAGAGGAGGAUGGGAAGGAAAGUAUUUACAAAACAACCCCCUCCCCUCACACCACCCCCAACUCAUUCACCAAACAUGCAGCUUUGUAGAAAGAAUGGCAAUACUUACAUUUAGAGGCAAGAUUAUAUUAUGCACACAAAACCCUCCCUCCUAAAAAACAAACCCUAAGUUAGUAAUUUUUUUUCAUUUUGUUUGUGUGUUGAACAGAAGGAUAAUCAGUGAGAUAAAGAGAAGCUCCAGAUUAUCUAUAUGGAAAUGUAUACAAUCCAGAUGAAACUGACACAGUAAUAUCCUGCAGAUCUCCCCAACCUCACCCCACCCCUAAUUUUGCCACAGUUGUGGGGUCAGGCACAAGGGUGAGCAAGCACUUUGUACUGUAGAUCCCUUGUGUUCACCGUUCUUGUCAGAAGUGGCGUCGCAGCAAUGCGAGGAGUACGAAAACAAAAGAGGCAAAUUAUUACUUUAAAAAUCUGGUAUGUUCUCUGUAAUUUGCAAUGAGCUGUUCAAAUGUUUGUUUCAGUAUGAAUUCUGCCUUGCAAGUCCCACCCCAUCUCCAUAAUUUUUUGGCACCGUUCCUAGUUUCAUUUACAAUGUUAUGUUGCAUAGGUGAGUUUUGUUAGGCCUCAAUGAAAUGGAAUAUAUGCGGUUUCUUUUUUUUAUAUAUUCUGUCUUUCAAACUGGUUGCUCAACAGAAAAAGUAGAAAGGCAGAGGGGAUACAACAGUUGACUGGCAGGGAUGCUUUCUCUUUUUAACAAGUCCCAGCACACAAUUGGAUUGGGGAGGGAUGUUGCACACAGAGCAUUAUGUUGUGCAUGCGGGGGCCCCAUUGUGCUAGGGACGCACGUACAGAAGCUGCCUGCUGCAGGCUUCGUGCUUGAGUUUCUCCUGUACAGUCCCAUAGUACAAGCUUUUUCUUAUUAUUUUUUUUCCGUAUGUCUACCAUGUCCACAUUUUAUAUUAUUCUACUAGGCUACUGCUGUCGGGUAACAAAGAUCUGCUGGUAUUUUCUUCCUUGACUUUCUGUAUUUCCUUCCCAACCCCACCUUCAUCCUUCUCCCGGCAUCCCUGUAAUUUUAAACAUUUGGUUUCUCUGUAGAUCAUUGAAGAUAAAUACAACAUUGAUUUUGGAUGAAAAAAAGGUAGUUAAGUGUUUGUGUGUCAGAUCUAGUCAGAGCGACUGCCGGGAGGGAGAGGGAGAGUAAAUGGUUUAUUGAUGAACGUGCUCAGCCUAUUAACGCGGCUAGACCUUUGGCAAAUUUGGAUCAUUAAAGAGUCAUGCGGUUCAUCUGGGAGUUUGCUGUUUUCUGAAUGCAGCUUGCCAAGUCCAAGGCGGCUUGUGGCCCAGGUUGGUACACACGGCACACAUUACUGGGGCUGUCACCGAUUCUGGGCCUAGUAUGAAGUGCUACAACCGUACCAAACAGUGCAGAGAUUUCAUGGGACGAGGUGGCAGAAGAUCAUUCAGUUUCUUUGUAUUUCUGCCUCAAGGAACUUUCUUCUUCUUCUU